This is a messenger RNA of Oryzias melastigma (Indian medaka), 2163 nucleotides long. RefSeq names its product chemokine (C-X-C motif) ligand 8a (gene cxcl8a). NCBI's taxonomy places the organism in Eukaryota, Metazoa, Chordata, Actinopteri, Beloniformes, Adrianichthyidae. Gene Ontology annotation, biological process: neutrophil chemotaxis; cellular response to lipopolysaccharide; antimicrobial humoral immune response mediated by antimicrobial peptide. The record is from RefSeq and is a predicted model, not a curated record. Gene Ontology annotation, cellular component: extracellular region. Gene Ontology annotation, molecular function: CXCR chemokine receptor binding; chemokine activity. The coding region runs from base 742 to 1041 and encodes 99 amino acids. The transcript has 4 exons.
AUAAUAAUAAUAUUAUAUAUAAUUAAAUUUUUUAUAUAUAGACAUAUAUGAAACAUCGAUAUAUUUAAAAAAAAAUUGAAAGGAACGGUUGAAGUUGUUCAACAGUACAAUACAAUACCAGGAUUGCAACACUGGAAUCAUGGGUUAAUGUGCAGCUUAAAAAAACAAAAGAACAAAAAUGUGGAAUCACCUCACAUGCAGGAUGUUGAUUAAUUUUACCGCUCAUGUAUUGCAUCUAAUUGACCUUUUAUUAAACCUGUUUGGGGGUUAUUGACUAAUCUGUUUGUCUGUUGGCAGAAUUCCUAACAUGUAACUGGACACGCACACUAUCCUGUAACACUUUGUCUCAGCAUGUUUUCCCUCGCAGAUUUAAGUCAUUAUUAUUCUUUUUUUUUCCUUUUGGACACUUGUAUGACUGUCAGGUUUAGUCAUGUGAGUACUUUUGUUAAUCCAAAGUUAUUCUAAUGGGCUGGCAUGAACCACACAGAAAAUUUCCCACUGAACAGUAACUCCGAUAUUGCACAACCGCUUCUGGAGAUAAGGAAGUGACUCACUACACUGAGGUAUAAAAGAGGAGGACUCUGCAGCUCUGGAUUCAAACAGCAAGCAGAGAAAGCAGCAGAACCUUGAAGAGCAAAGAAAAGUGAAUAACUCUGAAAGUUUAACUCUCUUUUUUUGCCUUGGAUAGGACUUAAUUUGCUUAACUUUUUAGCUUCUUUAGAGCAUACUUUGAAAGGCAAAAUGAUGAGCAACAAAGUUGUCGUUUUAUGCGCUGUCUUCUUGGGCUUUAUUGCCAUUGCUGAAGCAAUGAGCCUGAGAAGUUUGGGAGUGGAGCUGCACUGCCGCUGCAUCUUGACAGAGAGCAAACCCAUCGGGCGCCACAUUCAGAAGGUUGAGAUCAUUGCUCCCAACUCCCACUGUGAAGACACAGAGAUCAUUGCCACACUGAAGAAGACAGGCCAGGAGGUUUGCCUGAACCCAGAGGCCCCCUGGGUAAAGAAAGUCAUUCAGAAGAUCAUGUCAAGGAGAAAUACACAAUAAUGCAUCUGCCAUGGUUAAACCUGCGUAUAAUGAACUCACCGUCUUGUUUUGAAAAUGGCAACAGACUGUGGACACAAUUUGUUUGUAUCAAACAUGCAUUUCUAUACUUUUCUUGUCUGUAUAUUUUAAUGAGUUUGUACAGUUUUGUUUUUUUAUAAGACUUAACAUCUUUGUCUCUUGAGCUCUAAGAUAUUUAUUUAUAUACUGCAUCUAUUUAUGAAUUUAAUAUUUGAUUUAUCAAAUGAAAUGUCAAUAAAUUGAAAUCUAAAGAGGAAACACUUUGAGAAGUUUUGAUGUUUUUUUUGUCCUGUCACAUUGUUAUUUAUAUUAUGACAACUAUGCAAGAGUUUAAAAGGAAAUAACUCAGUAGGGGUGGGGUUAUAAACAGUAAGCUUGCUUUCAACCAAUAAAUCAAACUUGACUUCACUUCUUUGUAUUUGUUUUUUAGAUCGAUAAAUGUAGUCAUUUCUUAAGUGACUUUGAUAUAUCUUUGUGAUUACUUAUAUUUUUGUCUAAAAAUAUUGCUUAAACCAAAAAAAUAAAAUCUAAAUUGUAUUUUUUAUUAGAAAACAAGCAUAACAAGCAAGUCUUAAUACAAUAAAAUAAACAGAAAUUCUGUUCUGUACUAUAUUUUCUUAAAAAAUUUGAGUUACUUGAAAAGUUACAGAUCUCUACAUAUUGUUUUGUAGAUUUGGAUAAAGUGAAAAACUUUAAAAACAAUCAAUUAGAUUGUCUUGAUGACAAAAAAAAUUACGAAAAAUACUUUUAGAUGUUUUCAGAGAGAAAGAAGUCAGGAGAUGAGACUCAGAAUUUUCCUGGAAGAAAAAAUACCGCCCACUAGAUCAGAAUUAGAACCACCAGGGGCAAUACUAAAUCAGGGCAAUAGCAUGAAUGACCUGAGAUAAACUGGAGUCUGUGUUGAGUUAAGGGUAGAGGUGCAGAUGCAUGCUCCUACUUACCCAUCGAAGCUCUUCAUGAUAGAGAAAUAAAUGCAACAGAUGGUGACUAUUCAAACAGCCAAUCAGGAAUGUGCAGGUCACCCAUGAGAUACAUCGGAAAAAAUAAACUGUGGAUGGAACAUGCGAUAAAAAAUGGCAACAGAUGAAUAAAAAUAAAAAAAAA